Molecule: messenger RNA, 6261 nt
Organism: Talaromyces stipitatus ATCC 10500
Lineage: Eukaryota; Fungi; Ascomycota; Eurotiomycetes; Eurotiales; Trichocomaceae
Product: malonyl CoA-acyl carrier protein transacylase, putative
Exons: 2
Coding region: 1-6261 (2086 amino acids)
Biological process (GO): long-chain fatty acid biosynthetic process
Cellular component (GO): fatty acid synthase complex
Molecular function (GO): [acyl-carrier-protein] S-malonyltransferase activity; enoyl-[acyl-carrier-protein] reductase (NADH) activity; [acyl-carrier-protein] S-acetyltransferase activity
Source: RefSeq, a predicted model, not a curated record
AUGGGAGAGGAUAUGAGCGCUCAUGAACAAAUAGAAUCGUCUCAUUCAGAGAUGCAGCCUUCCAUAUAUAUCACAUAUGACGAGCUUGAAUAUGCCAUUGAUACGCCGCCAUUGCUAUUUCCACGUCUGAAUAGGCUUCGCUCCAGCUUUAUCUCCAGACUCAAUAACAGGGAGUACAAACCGGGCUCCGUCAUCGAGCUGGCAGUGCAAUUUCUGGAAUUUGUUGCCCAAGAAGUGCAGCGCCACGAUGCUAGCUUAGACAGAUAUGGGUUGGGAGUGGCACUUGGACAAUUCGUGUCCGAUUUUCUCAAACAGGACGGGCUACAUUCUAUUGUUGCAGGUCUCGAAAACAAAAACCGGAUCCUACGUUCAUAUUACCGAGCAUCGGAGAUAAUGGGACCACCGUACGAAAUUGAACAAUCCGCCUUGUUGAGGCAUGCAGAGGAAGGCAAGGCUCGUCUGUAUCUUAUUUAUGGCGGCCAAGGCAAUAUGGAAAAUUACUUCGACGAAUUGAGGAUUAUGUACGACAUGUAUUCGCCAUUAAUAAAACAGUUUCUUGUUAAGAUGAUCCGACAUUUGAAUCGGAUUUCAAGUAUUGCCAUUAAUUCAAAGUCACUUCUGGCCCGCGGCUUCGACGUGGUGAGCUGGCUUGAUUAUCCUGACUCCCAACCGAAUGUGGGAUACCUCAUCUCUACACCCAUCAGUUUUCCUUUGAUUGGCAUGAUUCAGCUGUUACAUUACAUGGUAACCUGCCGUGUGAUGGGUAUCCAUCCGGGUGAUUUUAAUGACCGAGUCCAUGGAGCGUCAGGACAUUCGCAGGGAAUUGUAACGGCAGUUGCCAUUUCCGCCUCAACGGAUUGGGAAAGCUUUGAGAUGCAGGCCAAAAAAGCACUGUCCGUUCUCUUCUGGAUUGGCGUCCGAUCUCAGGAGGCAUAUCCACUGUCUUCAAUUUCCCCCCAAGCCACAGCGGAUUCGAGAGAACAUGGAGAAGGCAGUCCAAGCCCGGCACUGUCCGUCCACGGUUUAUCUCGAGAAGUUCUGGAAAAGCGCAUCGAUUCAGUGAACCAGUACUUGCCAGUUCAUAAUCAUAUCCACAUUUCACUAGUAAAUAGUAGAACAAAUAUCGUGGUCACAGGGCCUCCAUCGGCGCUACACAAUUUCAGUAUACAACUCCGCCGGACCACAAUCGAAGCGGGAAAGACGUCUAGCGCUGCUCAUGGCGAUGUUCGCGCACAGUUUCUUCCUAUGUCGGCUCCCUUCCAUAGUCCCUAUUUAUCGAAUGCUGUUGAAACAAUCUGCACUGAUCUUCAAACCAUAAAAUGGUCCGGAAAUCAACUUCGCUAUCCUGUGUACAGCACCUUUACAGGCGAAGACGUCAGAAAGAAUAUCAAGACAGAUGACGAAAUUGUACCAUCGCUGGUGAGCAUGAUUUGCGAAAAACCGGUGUUUUGGGAGAGAGCAGUUGCAAUGCCAGAGGCAACACAUAUUCUAGACUUUGGUCCCGGUGGCCUCUCCGGCAUAGGCGGACUCACCAGCCGUAUCAAGGAUGGUACAGGGACUCGAGUUAUCCUUCUAUCGGCGUUGAAUGGCACUAAUAAUCAGGUUGGUUAUGGUGCUGAAAUCUUUGCACGCAAUGUCAAGUAUAACAUGAGCUGGGCCGCAAAGUUUGCACCCCAACUGCGACGCACAUCCGACGGUAGAAAGGUUGUGAUGACCAAAAUGGCUGCCUUGACCGGUCUUCCUCCUAUAUUAGUGGCUGGCAUGACACCAACGACGGUACCUUGGGAUUUCGUGAAACACGCCAUGAAUGCAGGAUAUGAAAUGGAGCUUGCUGGCGGGGGAUACAUUAACGAGUUGGACAUGACCGAGGCAAUCACUAAAAUUAUGGAAAAUACCCCCAGUGGCCGAGGUAUUAUUCUCAACCUUAUAUAUGCGAGCCCCAAGGCCAUUGCCUGGCAAAUCCCGCUUGUACGCAAGCUCUGUUCUCAGGGAUUUCCAAUCAAAGGUCUCACUAUUGGAGCGGGCGUUCCUUCUCUUGAGGUGGCGAAUGAGUAUAUCCGUACACUGGGAAUUCGUCAGAUCGGGUUCAAGCCAGCGUCCAAAGACUCCAUAUUGGAAGUCGUUAGAAUUGCAGAAGCUAACCCAGAUUUUCCUAUCAUUCUCCAAUGGACCGGAGGACGUGGCGGUGGCCACCAUUCAUCUAGUGACUUUCACCAGCCCAUAUUAUCCCUGUAUAGCAGGAUCCGCAGCUGUGAAAAUAUUGUCCUCGUCGCGGGUUCCGGAUUCGGCGGUUCAGACGAUACGUUCCCCUAUUUGAGUGGAAAAUGGUCCAUUGCAUACGGCCGACCACCGAUGCCGUUUGAUGGGAUUCUUUUUGGUAGUCGCUGCAUGGUUGCUAGAGAAGCACACACUUCUCCUGCGGUAAAGCAAGUCAUUGUAGAAACUCCGGGUGUUCCUGACCAGGAGUGGCAGGAAACAUGUCAAAAGGACGGCGGGGCUGGAGGUGUCAUUUCAGUCCGCUCAGAAAUGGGACAACCAAUCCACAAACUCGCUACACGUGGAGUAUUAUUAUGGGCAGAAAUGGAUAAGAGAAUAUUCAGCUUACCAAGAGCGAAGAGACUUGACGAGCUACAGAAGAAAGAUGUCCAUGAUUAUAUCAUACGCCGGCUUCACGAUGACUUCCAGAAGCCUUGGUUUGGGCGCACUGCAUCUGGAAAGCUAGUUGAUUUAAGCGACAUGACCUACGGCGAAGUAAUCCAGCGGUUGGUUGAAUUGAUGUUUAUAAAACAUCAGCGUCGGUGGAUUCACAGGUCUCUCACCCAAUUGACAUUGGAUUUCAUCCAUCAUGUUGAGCAGCGACUCCGCGAUAGUAACAAAAGGACACGUCUAAUUUCAAAAGAGGAGGGAGCUGAUAGGAACCCGUAUCUAAUCAUCCAGGAAAUGUAUGAACUGUAUCCAGAAGCGGCUCGGCAACUUAUGAACACGCAGGAUUGUCACUUGUUUCUUCAACUUUGCAAGCGUCCUGGUCAGAAACCUGUGCCGUUUGUUCCGGCGUUAGAUGAUGACUUUGAAUUUUGGUUCAAGAAAGAUUCGCUGUGGCAGUCAGAGGAUAUCGAUGCAGUUAUCGACCAGGACGUGGGCAGAGUCUGUGUUCUUCAAGGUCCUGUAGCUGUGAAGCACUCCACAACCGCAGAAGAGUCCAUUCAGGAUAUCCUUGACAACAUCCACAACGGCCUUAUCGAAAAUCUGGAAACCAAAACUCCUGGGGUCAGUGAAAACAAUCUCUUAAUGUUCCAAGGCAUGGAUAAAUACUCCACAUACAACCACAUGGUGUGCGAAGGAGUGAAUGUCACUAGAACUCAUAACUCGAUGACACUUGCUAUUCCACUGACAGCCUCCGUUCCCAAUCGAAAAGAAUGGUUUGAACUGCUGGCAGGAACGGAAAAUGGGACAUGGCGCCGUGCAUUUUUCAAGUCUGAUUUCUUCAUACAGAACAGAAAAUUUGCACCGAACCCUGCCCAUCGCAUCCUUGCACCAGCUCCUGGGGUGACGUUAGAAAUUCACCAUCCCCAUAAACCUCACAAAACACAUCUCGCAGUGACGGAAUAUUGUGGCGGUAAUAAUAGAAUGACGGUAACGAUAGGUCCAAUUUCAGAAGAUAAUGCCAUCGCCAUGAAUUUGUUCCACCACGACACUGCCACCGGCAAACCUAUUUCGUUGCCCCUAAGGUUCACCUAUCACCCCAAUAUUAGUUAUGCUCCUAUUCAUGAGAUCAUGGAUUCUCGAAAUGACAGCAUCAGAAAAUUUUACUAUAAUGUUUGGCUGGGUGAGAAGCCGCCUGUACCUUUCAACAUGCCUUUGACAUCGAAAUUCGAAAGCAGUUGGGUUACUAUAACAACCCAUGCAGUUCGGGAGUUUGUCCACGCCAUUGGAAACACUGCUGACUUGUAUGUUGACAGACCUGGCGAACAAUGUUUUGUGCCAAUGGAUUUUGCCAUAGUCGCCGGCUGGAAAGCUCUAACCAAGCCGCUACUGCGUGUGAUAGAUGGUGAUCUACUCAGCCUCGUGCAUCUCUCCAAUAGCUUCCGAAUGGCUCCCGGAGCACCCCCUUUCAAAGUGGGCGAUUCUGUCAGGGCGACGACAGAAAUCACAGCCAUGGUAAAUCAAGAAAGUGGGAAACUUGUUGAAAUUUCUGGCUCUGUCGCUAGCAAGGAUGGAGCUUCGAUUAUGCAUAUCACGUCACAAUUUCUUUAUCGAGCUGUGCAUUUGGAUUAUGAAGAUACCUUCCAACGAACAGUGGAAAAGCCGAUUAAAGUGAACUUGGAGACACAAACGGAUGUUGCCAUCUUGAAAGCCAAGGAAUGGUUUCAGCUUGAUAGAACCGACAUGGAACUAGUUGGCAAGACAGUGAUUUUCAGGUUGGAGACGAUGAAAACAUUUGACGGUGGAAUUAGUUUUUCCUCCGUCAAAACGGUGGGAAGUGUUGACAUGCAAUUAGCAGAUUCGACGGGAGCGUCUUCACGAAUUGCAUCUGUCAAUUAUGUAGCCGGCCCAUCAUAUAGCAACCCCGUGCUUGAUUAUCUUCGUCGCGUGGGUUCUGAAACAAAUGAGAUUGUAUAUCUCGAACGGCCAAUCCCUAUUGGGGAGCCCAACGAAAGCCCUUUCAUUAUCACUGCUCCCAAUUCCAAUGUGAUAUACUCAAUGGUGUCAGGGGACUAUAAUCCCAUACAUACAUCACGGGCUUUCGCCGAGUACGUCGGUCUUCCUGGAUCUAUCGUCCAUGGUAUGCAGACGAGUGGUGCGAUACGGACCCAUGUGGAAAACUGGAUGGCAGAAGGUGACAAUCACCAAAAAGUGGCCAUGAUGCGCGAGUUUUCCGUCCAUUUCGUCGGUAUGGUUCUGCCGGGGGACCGUAUAGAGGUUAGACUGAAUCAUGUUGGCAUGGCAUCUGGUUGCAAAGUCAUUCAGAUUGAGGCUACCAAAGCUACCACCGGUGAGAGGGUCUUAAUGGGGCAAGCUCUUGUACGACAACCGGUUUCUGCAUACAUAUUCACCGGCCAGGGUUCACAGGAACAGGGAAUGGGCAUGGAUCUCUAUGCGAAGAGCCCAGUAGCCAGGAAAGUGUGGGAUCGAGCCGACAGGCAUUUACGAAAUACCUAUGGAUUCUCAAUUCUAGAUAUAGUCAAGCAUAACCCGAAGGAAUUAACAAUUCAUUUCGGCGGUGCUCGAGGCAAAGAGAUUCGCCAGACAUACAUGUCGAUGACAAACGGCAGCCAGAAAUCCGAUCCACUCUUUAAAGACAUCACUAUAGAUACACCGUCUUAUACGUACCGAUCCCCGAGUGGCCUUCUAAACGCAACACAGUUUACCCAGCCGGCAUUGACAGUGAUGCAGAUGGCCGCGUUUGCUGAUUCCCGAGCCCGUGGCGUUAUUCAAAGUGAAAACGUAUUUGCAGGACAUUCACUCGGCGAAUAUAGUGCUCUGGCUAGUGUAGCAGAGGUUACUCCUAUCGAGACUCUUUCCUCUAUCGUCUUCUAUCGUGGUCUAUGCAUGCAGGCAGCCGUCGAUCGCGAUGAAGAAGGUCGUUCCAAUUACUCAAUGUGUGCGGUGAAUCCCUCUCGCAUUUGCGCCGGUUUCAGCGAACAGACACUACAGAAUCUCGUCGGCCAGAUCACGGAUAUUACAGGAUCUUUCCUAGAAGUAGUCAAUCUCAACGUCCAUGAAAUGCAAUAUGUGUGUGCAGGAGAUUUGCGAGCACUUGAUAUCUUAAUUGAGGUGACGAACCGAAUUAAGACAAUGGCCAUUGAUUGCAACGCCGAGACGAGUGGUAGACUUGAGGAAGAAAUCAGGAGCGUGGCUUUAGAAACUGAUAAAAAGCGUCGACCUCUUCAGCUGUCGCGUGGGGCGGCUUGUGUUCCAUUAGUCGGCAUCGAUGUCCCUUUCCACAGCAGUUACUUACGCACAAGAAUCGAUCCCUUCCGGUCUUUUCUCCUUCAAAACCUGGAUAGAAAAAACAUCGAUCCAAACAAAUUGGUGGGCAAGUUUAUCCCGAAUGUCACAGCGCGGCCAUUUGAACUUUCUCAGGAAUAUUUUGAUUAUGUAUAUCAGUUGACACGGUCGUCGCGGAUUGCUAAGAUACUAGGCGAUUGGAACAAGUACAGCAAAGAGUUGGCGUUCUCUAAUGACUUUAGCUACAACCAUGGAACGCUUGGCGGUGUUCUUGUCAAUGAUUGCGUUGAACACGAUAAUUGGAAGAAUUAG